This is a messenger RNA of Closterium sp. Naga37s-1, 1377 nucleotides long. Lineage: Eukaryota; Viridiplantae; Streptophyta; Zygnematophyceae; Desmidiales; Closteriaceae. The record is from the annotation of a GenBank genome assembly.
AUGCUGCCGAGACCACUUCUGACAGCUGCCACCAUGGUGGCAGCCCACGGGUAUCCGGCGUACCGCUGCUUCAAGGCCAUGCAGCGACGGCGAGUCGAUCUGCACGAGCUCCUCUUCUUCUGCCAGUUCUGGGUGCUACUAUCGCUGCUGGCGCUUCUCGAGGGCCUCGCCUCGCCGCUGCUGGACUGGGUACCGCUGUACCAGGAGGCCAAGCUUGCCUUCAUCGUCUACCUCUGGCACCCGCGCACACAGCUCCCCUGCGUCCCCCUCGUCAUGCCCUCAUUCCCCCCUUGCUCACUCUGUCCUCUCACCCUCCCUUUCCACCAUCGCGCGCAUUUUCAGGGAACGGAAAUUGUGUAUGGGUCGAUGCUGCAACCUCUGCUCUCCCGCUACGAGCCAAUCAUCGACCGCCACUUGGCACACCUGGAGGAUCGGGGGAGGGACAUGGCUGUGGAUUGCUGGCGUGCUGGCGUGGCCUACACUGGUGCUCGCUUCGAGGAGCUCAUUGCUUACCUGGCGUCCCUGUCAGCACAGGCUGCUGCGUCAGCAGCAAUGCGCGGGUUGGAGGGGAGUGAAAGGCGGGAGGAAAGGGAGAGGAGGGAGAGACAAGUUGAGGUUCUGAGGAGUGAGAAGGGGGAUGGAGCAGAGAGGAGGAAGGUGGGGGAUGAGCAGCAGGAGGAGGUGAGGGGAAGGAGGAAGUACCUGCAGAAGUACGGAGGGGAGGCAGUGCAGCUGAGGUCGGUAGCGGGUGACGGGGGAGUGCAGAGGCCGGGGUAUGAGAGACGGCUUCUGGGGGACGAGGCUGAGGGCGAUGGGCGGAGGGCAGAGGUGGAGGAGCAGAGGGUGCAGCAGGGGAGCGUGCAGAGGCAGGCAGUGCGGUACAGAAAUGUGGACUCGGAUUCGGAUGGGGACGGUGGGGAGAGCGAUGGGGCGAGUGGUGGGAGUGGAGCGAGCAGUGAGUUCGAGAUGGUGGACGCUGAGAGGGAGUUCAGCACGGGCUCAGCAGCAGAUGAGCGUGUAGCUGCUGGCACUGCUGCCAGUGCAGGCGGUGCUGGCAGUGGUGGGACAGGGCGAGGUGGGGGCAGUGGGUGGUGGGGGAGCAAGCAGCUGGCAGCAGGCCUUGCGGGUCUGGGCAGAGCGUUGAGCCCCUCCAACAGCCAGGCAAGGCAGGCAGCAGCACCACCACCUGCCAUGCUGCACGGCGCUCUGCCUCCGGCUGCACUGCUGCCAGCUGGGGUUGCAAGUGGGCUUGAUGACGUGGCACCAGACCAAGUGGAUGACGUGGCAGCAGCCACGGUGGUGGGGGAGGCUUCGCCUCAUCCGAGUGGGAUCAACCUGCGCCCGCGGCGGUCGCAGCGGCCGAAGAAGCAGUUCUAG